UUCUCUCUUCUCAAAGUCCUUCCUCACUAACACCAAGAUAAUGGUCAUGUAACGGUCCCAAGUUGGUACUUCUUGUCUUCAUUCCUCUCAACGUCAAGCAUCUUCAACAGCCUAACCUCUUCAUUUGAUUUAUAUUUAUAUAUUUAUCCACCAUUUUCCCUAAUUUAUUAAUUUUCUAUAUUUACUCAAAUUUCACCUUUUUUUGUUUUCCUUAUAUUAAUAAUCACUUCACAAAUUCCCCACAAACAUCUACUCCAUUUCUUAUUUUUCAUUUCUUUCCAAAAAGUCAUUGUAUUCUCUCCCUCCCUUUCAAGUAAAGUAUCCAACUUUUUCUUUAUUUUCUGUCCAUUUUGCAUUUUUGUUUCUGGGUUUUUGUGGGUUUAUCAUAAUUCUUCUUGAGAUCUACAAAAAAUGGGAGUUUCCCAAUGUAAUUACACUAAAACUAUGAGUAUAAAGAAUAACCCACUUGAUGAAACUCAAAAAACCCAUCUAAAUCCACACUCUUUAACACCUUAUGAUGAUAAUCAUGAUAAAGAUGAUCACUUUAAUAAUUACAAUGAGUUAAAGUUCAAAUCUUUAUUGAUGAAAAUGAUUUGGGAUUUUGGGUUUGGUUGUUUUGUGCCUUUUAAUUCCGAUAAAGAAGAAAUAAUUAGCAAAAAUGGUGGAAUAAAUGACAAUUUGGAGCAUAAUAAGGCAUGGUUACUUGCAGAAUCAGGUGGUGAUUUAGCUAAUAAUGGUGAACCUCAUUCAGUUCAUUCAUCAUUUAGGUUUAGUAUUUGCUCUCAAGUUGAACUUGAUUCUAUGAAAACUGCAAAUUUAGCAAGUUCUACUACUAUUUUAAUGGUGAAUUUGGAUAAUAAUGUGAGUGAUGCUAACUCUAAAGAGCUUAAAUGGAGAAGGAUUGAAUCAUUAGAGAAGAGUAUUUCUCCUGUUGCUAAUUCUUUAAUCAGGUUUAGUUAUGGUGAAAUUGUUUCUGCUACCAGAAAUUUCUCUGCAGGUAGAGUUUUGGGCAGAGGUGCACUAAGCUAUGUGUUUAGAGGUAGAGUUGGAUUUUUAAGAACAGCAGUUGCAAUUAAGAGAUUAGACAAAGAAGAUAAAGAGACACCAAAGGCAUUUUGCAGAGAAUUGAUGAUUGCAAGUUCCCUUCAACACCCAAACAUUGUUCCUUUAUUGGGCUUUUGUAUUGAUUCAGAAGAAGGCUUGUUCUUGGUCUACAAAUAUGUGUCAAGUGGAAGCUUAGAACGCCAUCUUCACGGGAGGAAGAAUGGAGUAAAGAGUUUCGCGUCGCUUUCAUGGUCUGCAAGGUAUAAAGUUGCAGUUGGUAUUGCAGAAGCCAUUGCAUAUCUACACAAUGGAACUGAAAAAUGUAUUGUUCAUAGAGAUAUUAAACCAUCUAAUAUUCUUCUUUCUUCAAAGAAAAGACCUAAGUUAUGUGAUUUUGGAUUAGCUACAUGGACUCCAGCACCAUCAGUCCCUUUCCUUUGCAAGACUGUGAAAGGAACAUUUGGUUACUUGGCUCCUGAAUACUUCCAGCACGGGAAGGUAUCAGAUAAAACCGAUGUAUAUGCCUUCGGAGUGGUUCUUUUAGAGCUAAUAACAGGUCGGAAACCAAUUGAAGCAGCCAGGCCAUCCGGAGAAGAGAAUUUGGUUCAAUGGGCGAAGCCACUCAUGGACAAAGGAGACACAGGAUUAGACAGUUUGCUCGACCAACGAGCUAAAGUUACUCCGAAAAGUUCAAAACUGAUAACCCAAAUGGUUCAUGCUGCACUUGCUUGUGUAAACAGUGAAGAAUCGAGCAGGCCAGGAAUCAACGAAGCCAUCGUUCUACUACGAGGAGAAGGCUGCCUUGUUAAGGGUAAGUCUGGUUUUGGUAGUAGAAAUAGUUAUGCUUCGUACAAUGAACAAAAUGCGAAAUGAAAAGUCAUUUUGCUUUGGCUAUGCUUGGAGUAUCCGAGUUGGAUGAUGAUGAUUUCUUGUAUGGUUGAUGAUACUCAUCGAUAAAAAUGUGGGCGUUCUUCCUCAACAAGAGAUACCGAAAGUUUGUAUAGAAAAUAGGAUCGGUGUGUGUACAUAUCCUCGAAUAUCUUGCUCGAAAGAGAUUGAGACUUUUUCGAAGUUUCAAUUGAGGAACUGAGAAACUCAUCAUUGUGCAAAAUUUGUCCAGAAAAUCGGAGUGAUUGAGCUUAUUGAACUUUUUGGCAAUACAAAUUGGUGUUCCUUUUCCGAUGUGAAAA
This is a messenger RNA of Amaranthus tricolor (Joseph's coat), 2234 nucleotides long. Its product is annotated as probable serine/threonine-protein kinase PBL23. Bases 412 to 1917 code for a protein of 501 amino acids. Gene Ontology annotation, biological process: protein phosphorylation. The record is from RefSeq and is a predicted model, not a curated record. NCBI's taxonomy places the organism in Eukaryota, Viridiplantae, Streptophyta, Magnoliopsida, Caryophyllales, Amaranthaceae. The transcript has 6 exons. Gene Ontology annotation, molecular function: ATP binding; protein kinase activity.